AUCCGCGUCGCGGCUAACGGCUCGUCCUCGGCGCGUCGUCGUGCUGCGCGCGCUGACGUCACCGCUCGAUAAUGGCCGCCGCCGCCCCGGCCCCCCGCGGCUGCCUCGACCCGAGAGCUUCAGUCUCUCGUCAACCCGCUUUCGGAGCGAAUGCCUUGAACGUUACGUACUUCAGAUAUCCGACGUUCGCGAACCGAGUGUGAAAUUGUUUAGUGUUUUAUGUGUACCAUGGUGACGGUGUUUAUUGUAUCUGGCAAGAAAAAUCUGUGACAAUUUAUAAGAGACACGAGGAAGACCGAUCUCUCGCACACCGAUCAACAUCCGGCGGCGAGAUGUCGGUAAUGCAAAAGCGUCAGCACUGUUACCUUUGCGACUUGCCCCGCAUGCCGUGGGCAAUGUUGCAUGAAUUUUCAGAGGCAGUGUGUCGUGGAUGUGUAAAUUAUGAGGGUGCAGACCGGAUCGAAGUAGUUCUGGACACUGCGAGGCAGCUAAAGCGCGCCCAUGGAUUUCAAGAGGGCCGCGGGCCUACUCACACCAAAGGAGCUCAUCGAACACCAUUAGAAGCUCAUCAGAAUGGAGGAGAAACAGCAACAAGAGGCCAGCCGGCUCCACCGGCACAUCACGGCCCUACAACUGGAUUUUUACACCACCCCCGUCCCACAGCUAGUGCUGGACUUUUGGCCGAGUACGGAGGUAGGCGCGAAGAACACGAGGGUAGACGUUUGGCACACCUGCCUACUCACCACCUGUCGACACACGCAGGAGCACGCCUAGCCCCUGGUCUUGCACUGAAACGUCAAUUGGAUGAAGACGAUCAUCAGAACCAUCACGAACCAGCUAAGAGGCUGCUAGAGGAACACGCUCGGCCACCGCUAACCCGUGGCGAUUCAUUGCCAGCAGUUUCAUUAGCAGCUCCUUUUGCCCCGGACCGUGUGUUUAAACAAGAAAAGCACCCUCUACGCACACCGUCUUUUGAUGCUUCCUCCUUCAAAUCCAAUGUACAUAAUAUUUCCACAGGUUAUGGAAAUGCGGCACCAUUGACAAAUGGCUCAGCUGGAUCACCACUUGGUCGCACGGCUGGUUCACCUCCAGUGACGGGAGUUGCUGGAGCCGGUCCGUCACCAAUGGCUGCACUGAUGUCUGUAGCUGACACGUUGCCUCCUGGUUCACCAAGAUCCGCUGGUGGUUCUCCACCACAGCCACCUCCACAAAGAUCCGCAAGCCGCUCUAGCCAACACUCACCAAACUCAUCAGGGUCGAACGGCGGGCGGCGGUCGUCGGGCUCCCGGCACGUGUCGUCGACGACAUCGGUGUCGUCGACCGAGGCGGGCGAGGGCACGGAGGCGGCGGCGCCAACUCCCGCACCUCUGCUCAAGUGCACGCUCUGCCAGGAGCGCCUUGAAGACACGCACUUCGUGCAGUGCCCAAGUCAGCCUCACCACAAGUUCUGCUUCCCCUGCUCCCGAGACUCCAUCAAGCGACAGCAAGGAUCAGAGGUGUACUGUCCAAGUGGGGAUAAAUGCCCAUUGGCAAAUUCGACAGUUCCAUGGGCUUUUAUGCAGGGUGAAAUAGCUACAAUCCUCGGCGAGGAGUUCAAGCCGAAGAAAGAACGGGAGACCUAGGGCAGCGCUCCGCAGCCCCGACUUUACCUCUUGUCCCUCUCGUUGUGAACCGUGCACGGGAGGAGUAGCGACUGUGCCGUGGCACGUGGCCGCAAGCGUCGCAGUCGGCGCGCGGCUCCGCGGCGGGGCGAGGCCGGGCCCUCGUCCGUACAAACCGAUAACUUGUAUAUAACUUUGUAAAUAGUAAACUUGUAUGUUUAGUUCGCUCACCAACAGCCAUCGCGCUACGGACAUGGUACGUUGCGGCUGACGAGCGGGGUCGGCCGCGCCACUGAGCACUGUGCUGGGCGUAUCGCAUCUUUUAUUUUAUUUAUUUUUGAGCUCACUGUUCGACUAGGAUCGAAUUGAGAGCGGUGCGAUAUUCCGAGUAUAGCGUUUGUCUAUUUUGAAGAAUUUUUCGAUUAUUAUUGCGUUGUGGAGGUUAACAUACCUCGUACGGAGUUGUCGUUAUAUUUCGAGGGUGGUAAGCUGCUUUGCGAGCAGAUAUUUCUUCGGGAUGCCAUUUUCUUAGUUACCCUUAGGUCCUGAACCAUAGUGAACAUGGCAUUUAUUUAUGUGAUUCUUAUAUAUACUAUACAAGUAUUAUACGAUAUAAUAAUCAUGACAUUUUGUAGCUCAGAGUACUGAUUGUAAAAUCGUAGUUAUUUAAUGACGGAAGCGUAUUGCUCCCUGUACAGACCGUAGAUUGGUGUAUAUUGUAUUUAUCACAUACAGCGCAUGAAAAAUAGUCUUAUUUUAACUAUGAAGCGAUUUAUUCAGAGUGGCUCGAGUUCCGUUACUGUCUCGCAUUUGGCGAUAAAAUUCCGCUUACGAAAUUUUGUUAUUUAAUUUCACUGGUAUUGAUAAUUGAGAAUAAAUCAAAAUUCGAUUUGAUGACGCAGAGCUCGUGGUAGCCGCGUCUUUUUAGUUGAUUAUUUUGUAAGGAUAAGUUAUAGUUACUUGGUGGGAGUCGCAGACGCCGCCACCGGGCGCGGGCGCGGUGGCGGCGCGUGCGCCGGCCAGUUGCGAGGGCGCUUGAUACGUGGGGACGUACCUAGUCAUUUUGUGAAAUGUCAAAUUGUCAGAACCGCGAACACGCGGCCGUUAUAGGAACUCUUAAAACUCGCUGCUAUUUGUAUAAAGUGAAGUAAUCAUUAUAUUAUUAUCAUUAUAUAUGUCAUAAUAUUAAACGAUUCGUAGUUUACGUCAGUUUCGAAAGCUAUCAGACGACAACCGUUUAUAAUGUAUCGUUGCGUUUCUCAGCAGAGAGUGGAACGCGUGGUCGAAUCUUUUCAAUGGUACCUCAGAAAUUCCCCUUAGUUUAGUAUAACAUUCAAUGAGUUUGUCUUUUGCACCAUUUGCAAGAUUUCAAUAUUUUAUUAACCUAAUAUUUAUGCUUGUGAAAUUUAAUCGUACCAACUUCAAUAUCAUUAAUUCGAUAGCUUUUAUAUCUUUAAAUUGAGACGUUAUCAGUGUCUUUAAAUAUUAAAAGUUGGAACAUACAAUGAAAUUGAUAUGUCGAUUAUUUAUUUUAGAUGUUAUUUGUGUACAUAUACGUACGUUGUACAUACUUGUCUACUUGUAAAUAUUUAGGUAGCAGCCGGCGUACACUGUGUACUGCCGAUGCGAUCAGGGCUAUAGAUCCAGUAUUAAUAGGACUUUGAGCCAUGUUGUUUAUUCUAAUUCUUAUUUGAAACUGUUAUUUUACAAGAAUUGCUAAAUUAGAAAAUGAUUGUGCUUUGACAGAUAUAUUUUACGCAUGACUACAUACAUAUGUAUAUUAACUUGUUUCAUAAUACUUAAUUAUGUCCGUAUGGAGGGCGAGAUGUGCACACCUCGAGUGCCAUUCUCUUUUAUAUCAUUGUACUCAGCUGGGUUUUCUACUGAAUUAUGUACUUCAAGUGGAUUUUAUUUAGUUGUGUGAUAUUUGGUAUGAUUUCAUUGCCAAAGGGCUUUUUAUCAAGUGUCGCGAUUCUGAUAGAUUCGAAAUUGAUAUUAGUAUUAUCAAUGGAAAUCACCCGCGAUGGGUUUGUCAUAUUAUGUCGCCAAGUUUGGCAAAGGUGAAAAAUAUUGUAAGCACAAAUUGUGCGUAAUACUUUUUUAUUGAUUUGAAAUGUUACAUAUACGUCAAUGUCGAAGAGGAAACCAAUAUACUGAACGAUUUAAGUUUGUUAUUCAACAAUGGUACAGAGAAAAUUAUUAGUGUUUUUGACUCGCAGUGAAUAUUGCGUGCAUUUUGUUAUAUUUCUACUUUAAUGUUUAAUGUAACUUUGACAUCAAUUCAUAACUAGGGAUCUCAACAGCUGACAUACAUAACAUGUAAUAGGAGGUGCUGUUCUGCUAACGCAAUAUUCUCUGCAGUGCUGCAGUUAACGUACAUGUAACAUAUCAUACGAAUACUGUCCGCCUUUACCCCUAGGCUUGUUUGUAGACGUCGACGAUGUAUCGACACAAAACAUAUGUAUCAUUUUGAGACUUGUCUCUUUCUUACUGUAAGCAGCAAGUGAAAUGCUUCGAUUAAGACGUUAAUGUAAAUGUUGGUGAAAUACAAUUGAUGUGAUUUUGUAUA
This is a messenger RNA of Spodoptera exigua (beet armyworm), 4170 nucleotides long. The record is from the annotation of a GenBank genome assembly. Lineage: Eukaryota; Metazoa; Arthropoda; Insecta; Lepidoptera; Noctuidae.